GCUCCCAACCCACCCGCGUCAUCUGGUGGAUGGAUCCAAUGAAACGCAGCUGGACGCUUUUGAUGCCUCUUGGUGCUCCGGCUGUAACUUCAACGGUGGAAGACCCCUGGAGUCACUGUGCAUGGAUUUCCUGUGGUAAACAAUUUCCUUGAAGUCAGCAGCUUAUAUUCGUGGGUUGUUCUUGUUGCAACAUCGCUCAGUAGCAGGAGUAGAAUUUGCUCCAUCCAUUUGUUGGAAAUCAAAACUUUAUUCUAAGACUUGAGAAUUAGCCGGAUGAGCUCUCUGAUUACAACCCCCUUUCCUGGAAACACUCAUGACUUUCUCAGCGAGAGUAAUGCGUAAUUUGGCACUGUGUGCGCUCUUUAUCCUCCAUAUCGCCUGCGUAAAUUGCGCAUCACUGAGCGGAGCGCGAGGUACUCGUUUUUCAAGCUACACUGUAAAAAGUAUCACCCUCAGCUAGUCAUUUAUUUUUCAUGAACUUCGUUGUGAGUUAGUCAGAUGCUUAGAAGUGUUUUUUUAGUAACUUUAUGGAUCUCCAUUUGAUGGCUGUACUUGCAUUAGGUUGCUGUAGAACAAGGUUAGGUUGUAAGACGCCUUAUGGAGACGGACUUAAACAUCUGCUGGUCAUUUUUUGCAGCGUCGGCAUAAAAAACACGUCACACUGUCAAAGAACUCCCCCCUUCCCUCCCUGUUGGUCCAACAUCCACAGUGAAGGAACAACUGGAUAAAGAUUUGGGAUCAGAAGCGCAGUCAUCAUGACCGGAUUUCGACUGAACUUCUCGCCCCUGAAGGAGCCCCUUGGCUUCAUCAAACUGGUGGAGUGGGUAAGUUUGAUGCAUAGUAUUUUACUGCAAAGUUUUUGUGUGUGUGAGAGAGAGAGUGAGUGAGUGAGAGAGAUACCCAGAGGACAGGGAGGUUCAGUUCAAUGAGUUUUCCCUUUCCCAUGACUCCUGAGAGAAAACCGCUCAUGUAGCCAAAAUGUGUUAAAGAGAUUGGUUGGUUCAAAAUGUAUAUGACACAAAUAUCUGAAAAUUCAGUGAACAAAUGUCAGCUUUUGUCUGUCUGCAGCUUUAUGAUUUCCUCUUUCAAAUGACAAGAUAUAUGUAGUAAUGUAGUACAAUUAAAAAUACUCAAGAUUUGGUGGUUUUUGUCAAACAAGAGUGAGCAGUUUUGUACCGUACACAAAGACUAUUAGGAUUUACAUGACAUCUUAACUUGGUUCAUCAAAAAGUUUGGCCAAAUAAAGUGAACAGGAAGGAGAUCAGUGCAUUUCUCCAACUGCUUGCCCUUCAGACACACAGUUAGGGAUUAAUGCCCCUCUCUGUAAUAAUUUACCCCUGAAUAACUUUGCUGUAGGUUGAAACAUUCUGACAAGACUCACAGGGUUUCUUCAGGAAAGUCCAGUCACAGUUUGGCCCUCCAUAACUGGGUCAGAGGAUCCUGGCUCAGAUAGGCUUCUUCUCUUUCUCGUAAAACACACAUACACACUUGGAUGCAAAAGCUUAAAAGCAGCAGUAACCCCCAGUCAUCUGACUCUGGACCAGGCUCCAUGUGAGUGCCUGUGUGUUUAAUAGUGUUCAGCUUAUGCAACCCAACAUGUUAUUCACAAGGGUCGGGGUAAUUCCUCUUCUUUUAUCAUUAAUUAUAUUUACUGCUGGGACUGUCUUGUUUGAUGUAACAGGCGUCCCAGACUCCCAGUUGUUUGUUGAUCAAGCUUUAUAAAGUAUCAUGGAGUUAGUCCAGGAGUUUUAAAUGUUUGCUAAGUGAAGUUGAUAGUUUAACAAACAAUGUCCUCAUUACAGUUUACUGAAAAAAAACUGCCACUUUGUGAACUUUCGAUAAUAAACCAGCUCUUUCUUAUCUGUGUGUGAAAUGUGCAGGUUUUCAUGAGCAUGCCAGUCCUUUUGCAUUUUAUUACUGAUAUUAGAGCAGCUAUGUGAAUGAGUGUUUGCUAUGUGUUGUUUUUUAUUGUACUUGUCUUUUAUGACUGCAUGCUGCAAAAAGACAAAGUUUCUUUCAGCUGGCACUCACUGAAAAUAGUAACAUUUUUAAAAAAGUGGCCGGUUAGAUAAAUGUGAAAUAUUAUUUCUCAAGCAAAAGUCUUAAAUGUCUGAAAUGUUUUUGCAAAUAUUGAUAUUUUGUUAGGCGCCUUGUUUUUAGGAAAUCUUAAUGGUCAAUUUUUAAGAAGCUCUGCAAACUCAAAGCAGAAAAAUGAUGGAAGAUAAAUUAGUAAUGGAAAUAUUUUGAAGUUGCAGCUCUACUUUUUGAAACACAUUUUUAGGAUUGCAUAACAUGGAAUCUUUGACUUGAUCCCACUGACUGAUACUAAUCUGGUUCUGAUUGGUGAUACCUAUAAUAUACUAAAUAGUCAAUUUGAUUUUGUAGUCAGACUUUCUAAGAUUAAACUAGCAUCUGCAGCUCCAUUUACAUCACAGAAGACAGUAUAAAAACACACACACUAGAACCGUUUUACACAUAUUCAAAGGCUUUUCGCAGACUUUUAACAAUAUUUGUAAUGUACAUGCAUGCAGUGAGGGUAUUACAAGCUAAAAUUUAGUGUGCUUAGUAAACUGUGCAUAUAUAUUAAUUCUAUGUGAAAUUUUCUAAAGGAACUGUCCGACUCUUCAAUGUCACUGGAGUGCCUUGUCAAACUAAGACUACUGGUGUUGACUGGCAUUGUAAGCCCAUACGUCCAUGGUAAAACUAUGUAACUGCCGUCGUGGAUAAGAUUAUAAAUGUGUGUAGAGAUCAGAUCACACAAAACAUGUUGAGUUAAGUCUGCAAAGUAGUGUCGAUGAAUACACCAUUGCUGUUCCAAAUACACCAUUAGCUGCUCAAGUCCUCGGGAGAGGGUGGGCCAUCAAAGGCUGCCAGCCAGCUACUGCUGCUUUCUAUCUCGAUAAUACAUCUUCAUUGCAAUGACAAUUUUUGUUAAGUGACUUACAGUGGGCUGUGUUAAGUAAGCCUUUUUUUGCUGAACAUGUUAUGCAAGUUGAAAAUGGGUUCUGUGUCUCUAAAACAGUGAUAAACAUCCACACUGGUGAAACCAUUACAACUCCUCUCUCAGCUUGUUGUGGCUGUGCUUGUUCUCCUCUCUGUGUCUAAUGGUGGACUGGACACUGCCUCCCAUGAUGUCAAAAUGUGCCACACUAUAAAUGUUAAUGUUUUUAUCAGAUAAUCUCCUUGAUAAUUCUGAACUAUUACCUUUAUUAAGCCGAUACACUAUAGACCAGAUGUAUGGAUGUCAUACGUAACGGUUAAAAAUGCUUUGUGUAGAGCGCUGUGUAUCUAUUCUAGCAGUCCUUUCAGCCUUUAAAUUUCAGACCUAACUGUAACCUUUGCUGUCUCUUAUUGGUGGGUAACCAUCAGGUUGCCUGAUGUUAAAUCUUGUCUAAUGUGACUUAUUAUAUUGUAACAGGAGUUUAUCAGGCACUAGAGUUAUUUGCCCCAAAUGCUCAUACCUCCAUAGAUGCUAUCUUCCACAGAGUAGUAAACAGGAAGGGAUGUUUUAAGGCUGUCCCACACUCACCCAACGUGUCAGAUCUUUCCUGUUGGUUUAUUUCUUGUUCUUUUUACCCCCCAUAAAAGAUUCUGUAAAGUAAACUUUUUGUUUGUGAUUUAAGUGGUUGCUAUGUGUUUAAAUUACGAACGGUGUCAGAUGGCUUGGCUUGGAAUAAGGAUAGCCUGUAGCUUCACUUGGCAGUCUCUGGUAUGUCUAUAAAUUGGCGCUGAGGGAAUGCAGAUGUCUGGGAUGCCACAGAAAAAAGUCACUGGACUGGCAAAAUACUGCUAUGUGUCCACAGUGUUAGGCAAGCACUGUGAUUGAAGAAAGUUGCCACCUGUAGUAGCAACUCGGGGUUAAGCUGCAAAGUUGGAAGCUGGAGAAAUACUCAGCUGUCUGGCACUUCCAGCUGAAAAAGAUUUAACACCAAAACUGGAAAUGUAAAAUGCUUUAUUGACACUGGCUGUUACCGUUAUUCCUGCUGCGGCUCUGUGACCUCAGUGUGAGAGAGUGACAGAGUCAGUGUAACCAAAAUGUGAGAAAAGUAGCUUACAUCGGUGUGUGUAGCCAGAAAAACAGGAAGUGGCAGCCAGUGACAUCUGGAGACACAUCUGGAGAGAGGCCUGGAGGUGUGUGUGGGUGUGUAAGUGGAUGCAAAGUACAGUAUGUGUGUCGGCCUUGUGGUGUGAAGCUUAAGUUGAGGUAGCCUCAUGUAAGCAUUUUUCAAGGGUGUGAUUCAGUUGUGCAAAUUGAGCAGAUUUACAGAGGUCAAGUUACACGUUUGAGUGGUUACAUGUUUUCUUUAGUGUGUCGGAAUAAAUGCGGCAAAGGUCUUUGAGCUGCUGGUGAAUCAGAAAUCCCCAACUGUGUCUUAUCUCUUUCAAUCCUGUCGCCAAGUUUUAUUCCAGUUAAUUAAGACAAGUUGUCUAUGCUGCUUUAUUUAAUAUUUUUUAAUGAGAAGUACAUGGAGUAACCUGCUGAUAUUUAUAACCAAACUGCACUUUCACAAUCUUCCGGGCUGCUUUCUCUAUCCCAGAAAACACUGAAAACAAUCAGCAAAGUGCCACACAAUAGUCAGGCAAAGUUUGAAACAAGCCUACGACCAUUAUAAACCUUUAAGCUGCACAAAAGCUAGUUAUCUCUCAUGAUUUGGUGUUGAUCAAAAAUGAGCUUCAAACAACUCCAAAUUCAUGCAAAUGUUGACUCAUUGUAUGAUAAGGUUAGCACGUUAACAGUUUUUCUUUCAAGGAAAAAUUAAAUUAAACAAACUUAUGAAUCAUUGUUCUCAGUCUCACAGGUCAGAUAUUGAAUAACAGAGAUGUGAAGUUGUGCAUGUUGAUUGCAAGAACGUGUGAAAACACAUUAUGACACAUCUAAAGUAGAACAAAACGUUCGUGUUGUGAUGUGCAAAGCUGGAUGAUCAGAUAACUCAUCAGGUGUGACUUAAGUGAUAUCUAAUGUGGUAUUUUAUGUCAUAAUGGAAGUCUAAAUGACCUUAAUACUCAAAUGAUGUGAUCAUUAUUUGGCCCGCUGUGGUUUCAGCAUUGAGCUCAGUGCUGGCCACUCUGACUAAAAGAAUUCAGUAUGUGUUGGUUUUAAGGAGAGUAUUAGUGUCACAUGGUCUACACACUGAAUCAGAUGCUUUCUGCCUCUGCAAGAAAGAAUUCAAGUGCUGAAUAGCAGCAUUAGUGCAGCCAUGUAAGACAGAUUUUAUUGUGUUGUGUCAGAUAGCCAUUUUAUAAUUGGAAGGGUUAGGAAAUCUCUAGAGCCACCCAGUUUUAAGACAUAUUUUUCCUUUCUUGGUGCAUAUGGUGGCACCAUCUGACUGCUGUUGAAUAAGAAAGUCGUGCAAAUAAAGAUGCCAUUUGCUUUUAACCACACAAGACAGGACAUUUGGUUUAGGUUUGCAGUUUCCAUUAGUACAACGAGGAAACCAAUAAAGUGAAAACGAUUGAGUAGUGAGUUUUAUCUCUGGCAGUCUGUUAGAGAGAAAAAAGGCUGGCCAUCUGUUGGUCACUCUCCCUCUGAAGUGCUGACAUAACUUUUAAAUUGCCAACUCUCUUCUGGUUGUGAUCAUAAAUUGUUAAGUCAAAAAGAACAUCAAAGUAGGAAGCAUAACCAAGGUUUAAUAGAAGAAAUAAAGACUGAAUAUCAUUAGAUUUUUCUUUCUCACAUGUCUCUUAACCAUCUUCCUACUCUCUCACUUUCUCGUGUCUGCACAAACAGCUCACGGCUGUAUUUGCUUUUGGGAGCUGCGGUGGAUUCUCAGGGAGGAACAUCCUCACUGUCUUAUGUGGUGAUGGCAGGAAUGAAACUGUCAAUGCCGACUUCCACUACCCAUUCAGGUGAGAAUGGCAGCACAAGCAGGAUUUUUCAAUGUCUGCUACUGGACUACAGUGUCGCUUGUCAUUAGUUGUGACUAUUUUAAAAGGAUCAUCUGAGCAACUGGGUGAUGAAUUCAUCAGGAAGAAAGCACUCUGAAUGAUGACUUUGACCUUUUGUGUUGUACCGUUGCCAGGUUGAGCCAGGUCCCACUCAUCGAGGGAAACACCACUAUUUGCAACCACUCUGUCACCCUGACACACAUGGUGGGAGACUCGUCCUCCUCAGCUGAGUUUUUUGUUGGCAUCGCCAUCAUUUGCUUUCUGCACAGCAUGGCGGCUCUGUUGGUGUAUCUAGGCUACAUGCACGUUUACAAGAACUCUGAAUUUGGACCCAUUUUUGUAAGUAUUAAUCUUGUUUCUUAGCUAAUUAAGCCUUCAAAAACUUACUACUACCAGCACAAGGAGAAUUUUUCUGUUUGUAGAAUUGAUGUGUCCCGCGUUUGCUUCCAGGAUUUUGUUAUUACAGCGAUUCUGGUGUUUCUGUGGCUGGUGUGUUCAUCCGCAUGGGCAAAAGGCUUGCAGAAUGUGAAGUACGCCACGGAUACGGAAGGCCUCAGUGCCACACUGGAUCUCUGCAAGGAUAGCAACACCACUUGUGAGGUCACAGAGUAUGCUAACCUGCGGACACUAAACAUUUCUGUGGUAAGAUACACAGAGAAAUAUGCUUUUUUAAAUUGUAUUUUUGUCUUUAAUUCUUUAAACCACACCCUCAAAGCUAGAUUGAAGCAUAAACAGAGCAGCCUGACUUACAGUCAUGAGACUCUGAGCAAAAACACUUGGAUAUUCCUCAGACAUUGUUGUCUCCUCGCUGUUAUCUGUGUCAAAAUCCAAAGAAAAUAACAAAACAAACAACCACAAAAUGACUGUAAAAAGGGAGUUUGCAACAGUAAGAUGUUGCUCAGUGUUCAUGUCUCAUCUUCUAAAAUCUUCAAUCCUCCAGAACUAGUGAAUUUUGUCCUCUGCUUGCUAUUUCUCAGGUAUUUGGCUACCUCAACAUGUUUGUGUGGGCGAUCAACGCCUGGUUCGUGUACAAGGAGACUCGCUGGCACUCCCAGAAGUUCUCCUCUCCACCUGGAGCUGGAAGACAACACGUCCCUACAACCAUCUAACAUGCGAUGUAACAUAACACAAACACACAUUCACACACUAUUACUCCAAACAAAAAAAAGACAUAAAGAUCCUGUGCAUAACCACCUUGCACAAGUAUCUAUAAUUUGAGUACAUGCAUGUACACACACAGUAUAACCAUUAAAAUCAUUAAAAAUAUGUCCAAAAGAUGAAUAUGUUAAUUGACAUCAGCUGAAGGGUUGAAGGAUUUGUUGAUAUGGACCUCAUUAAUGCACAGGGCUGAAUUGGCAUUUUGUUCAUCAAAAUGUCCCGUUAUUUCUAAAACCAUUCUGAACUUGAACUGAGGAUAUUUCAGCUUGAAGUUAGAAAUGCAGGGAGGGGGAUGAGUCUUGUAUAGAUUUUCAUUAUCAUUUGUUCCUUUUGUGUUAUUUUACCUUUUUUCACAUACAAUAGGAAUUUGGUUAAAGAGGGAGCAAGUUCAGCUCAGGCUAUAGAGUGGGCGCCUAAACACAGAGGAUACUGACUUGACUCCAAUUCUCAGCCCUCUCCUACAUGCCAUCAUUGCCCUCUCCCUCAUAUUUUUAUUCACUGUCCUCACAAUAUAAGCAUCAAAAACACAAAAAACACUUUGAAAAGCCUUAGUAGGUGUUUUACCACUACGCCUUAUACAGCAGAUAUAUGAGUUUGCACAGACAAGGACCAAAUAUGCUUGUAUUUUUGAGCUUUGAUUCUCUCACAGCAUUUUGUUUUUCAAAAGAGGGUUUCCUUGAUUUUCUCAUCCAAAUAAAGGAGACUUUGAGAAUGUACUUUUAAAUGCAUCCUGAUGAAUAUAAGGUACUUCACACUCUCUGCCUAUGAUGUAGAAAACAAACACUACAUCCAGUUUUUUAACAUCGGCACCUUUUAUGUGAUCAAGGUUGCCAUGGCACCAGAGAGAGCUGUCUGCAGUGCACUAUGAAUUUUUAAUACCUUAAACACUCAGCAGAUCAGUACCAUUAAGUUACAUUCAUUAUAAUUUAUUCCAUCCAGUAUUAAGCAUCAACAUGUUGUGUUUGUUUUUGACUGACUCAAGUUUUCAGGAUUCUUUCAGCCACUCAUUGGCUCGUCACAGUUGGCCUAUUUGCCUCCUGGUGGUAGCUGGCAGGUACUGCAGUGUCUAAGCCACGCUAAACACAAAGCUCAUGCAGUGCAGUGAUCUGGUAAAUCUAUUUGCAAGUCUUAGAUCUGCACUGAUUUUCCUGCCCAGGUUAGCAGAAAAAGACAUGGAUGUAAAAUGACCUGCAACCAAAGCAUCAGGAAGGUACUUUUAUUUCUUUGAAGUUCUUUAAUGUGUCAUAAGAGUCUAAGUUUGGAAGGUGAACUUGAAAGUAUGUGUAAGAAAAUCUUGCUGAAUUUGCAGCGAAGAAGGUUUUAAAAAGUAUUUUGGCUCUGCAACCAAAGGUUCUGAAUUCCUUAGUCACUACCAUCCAAGGUACAUACAGUAUGUCUCACAAUUUUAGUGUCUCCGUGUUUUAUUUUUAUCUACAGGGCUUUUAUGUUUGUGAGGCACUUUCUAAUGUAUGUUUUUAUGAGUGCUGUAUGAAUAAAUGUUAUUAUUAUUAUUAUUGUUAUCAUUAUCAUUAUUAUUAUUAUUAUUAUCAGUAGUAGUAGUAGUAGUGUGACUAUUUGAAGGUUUGAACGUGUUUAAAAGAUGUUGCAUCUUUAUUUUGAUUUUUCUGCACUCAUACAUUGAUCUCCUUUUUACCAUUGUAAUUUUUUUGUAACAUAUCUCUGGUUUCAAAUCUAUUAUUUUACUCUUAUCCAAACAACUUCAUGUUAUUUUAGAUUGUUUAAAGCUUCAAAAUCCUUCAUGAGACACCUUACUGUGAGCAUUCAUAGCAGUCUUGACCAUUUUUUUAUCUUCAGUGCAUAAUAUGAAGGUUCUUUGUUGUACUUUCUGAUUUUUUUUCUUUUUUUGGGGGGGGGGGGUCAAUUGGGUUUUUUUGUAAGUCGGAUUUGAAACUUCUAUGCAUGUGGUGUACUGGUUAUGCCUCUUCGCUCUGAGAAUCAUCAUCCAACUUUAGCUUUGGCUUUGUCAAUGAUUCCUUUGCUUUUAACCUGCCGGGGUGACAGAUGUUCACUCUGUGGCAUGCACAAUUUUCAUGUACAGUUCUUGUUUUUAUUUUUAAUAAAAUGAAUGAUUUUCUCAAGAAACUUUCUA
Messenger RNA from Xyrichtys novacula (pearly razorfish), 9154 nucleotides. The record is from the annotation of a GenBank genome assembly. NCBI's taxonomy places the organism in Eukaryota, Metazoa, Chordata, Actinopteri, Labriformes, Labridae.